Messenger RNA from Coccinella septempunctata (seven-spotted ladybird), 2795 nucleotides. It is a transcript of the gene rdgC, whose product is annotated as serine/threonine-protein phosphatase rdgC. The transcript has 14 exons. Gene Ontology annotation, cellular component: cytosol; nucleus. Lineage: Eukaryota; Metazoa; Arthropoda; Insecta; Coleoptera; Coccinellidae. Gene Ontology annotation, molecular function: calcium ion binding; protein serine/threonine phosphatase activity; protein binding. The record is from RefSeq and is a predicted model, not a curated record.
UUCUCCAUUCGACGCCAGUUGCGCAUUGGCGCUUGUCGAGAAAUGUUCACCAAAAAACAAUAGUCCAUGAACUCUGUUGCAAUAACCUUGACCUUUGUUUACUACAACAUUAUUCAGGAUGUCUUAUAGGUGAUAAACGUACAGAUAAGAUGCUCGCCAAGUGCAGGCUGUGUGCAGUACUGAAAUGCUUCAGAAAAAACGAUUCUUCCAAAGAUAUUUCUUUGUCGGAUCUUGACAUAUCUAAUAAGAAUUCGGAAAUGGAUUUGCCUAAAACUACGGAAGGGAAUAUACGAAGAAAACGAAUUAAUUUAUCCCUAGAAAAAUCGAGAUUUUGGGAUAUGUGUUGCUACUCUAGAAAAAAGUCAAAAAUGGCUAAAAUGGAGAGAACUGUUAAGGCUACCUUACUUAUACAAAAAUGGUUCAGAAGAUAUAUGGCCAGAUUGGAAUUACGUCGUAGGUAUACAUGGAAUAUAUUCCAAAGCCUUGAGUAUGCCGGCGAACACGACCAAGUAAAGCUAUAUAAUUUUUUCAAUGCACUCCUAAGCCACAUUCCUGUAAAUAGAGAAGAAAGUACAAAUACUACUGGAAACACUGCAACAAAUGGUAAGUGAGAUGAAUCUGUAAUCAUAUCAGAUUUCUUUAGUUAUUGUUUUUUCUCAGACGAGUAUUUUACUGUACUCAUUCAAGAUGAUUCCGAAGACGAAGACAUGUCCGAUGGCGAUAAACAGUUCAGAAUAUCUUUUCCCUUGACGGAAGACAUUGUACGUUCACUGAUAGAAAUGUACAAGACAAAACGACAUUUCAGGCUUCCUGCAAAAGAUCUUGGGGAGAUAUUGAAACGUUCAAUAAUAGGAUUGAGGAAAUUACCAAACUUGAAUCCCGCAUGUACAGCACUUGCGAAACAAAUAACAGUGUGUGGGGAUCUACAUGGAAAGUUCGAUGAUCUUCUAACCAUUUUUCAUAAAAAUGGCUUCCCUUCUCAUGAAAACCCCUAUGUAUUCAACGGAGAUUUCAUUGAUCGAGGACGUAGAGGUAUUGAAGUUUUGACAGCCCUCUUGUGUCUAUUCCUGCUCUAUCCAGAGGCAAUAUUUUUGAAUAGAGGGAAUCACGAAGAUGCGAUCAUGAAUUCGAGGUAUGGAUUCAUUAGAGAGGUCCAACAAAAAUAUCCUAGAACAAGUUCGCAUAUAUUGAAACUCAUCGAGGGUGUUUAUAGAUGGCUUCCUUUGGGAACUCUCAUCAAUAAUAAAGUACUAGUGGUGCACGGUGGAAUUUCUGAUUCAACAGAUUUGGAAAUAAUUAAGGAAAUUGACCGCAGUAAGUACGUUUCGCUACUCCGUCCUCCCCUCUCUCAUGGAAGUAAAGGUUCUGACAGCGUCGAUAAAGCAGAAUGGAAGCAGGUUUUUGACUUGUUAUGGUCCGAUCCCAUGACAGGAAAUGGAUGUGUCCCGAAUACACUGCGAGGAGCUGGAACUUACUUCGGACCAAAUGUUACGAGUACAUUCCUGGAAAAGUAUGAUUUGCUUUUUCUCAUCCGAUCGCACGAGUGUAAAUUGAACGGAUAUGAAAUGUGUCAUGAUGAUAAGGUGAUAACUAUUUUCUCCGCUUCGAAUUACUAUGAAAUAGGAUCAAAUAAGGGAGCCUACUUGAAUUUAUUGGGCGAUGAACUGACUCAACAUUUUGUACAAUUCAGUUCUGUGAUAGGAAAGGCGAAAAAUUUGAACUGCUUCCAAAGAAUGAGUAUCAUAGAAUCCUCCGUUGUUCGUGAAAUACAAGGUCAGAUUUUGAGGAACCAAACGAAAUUAGAAUCCAAAUUUCGUUCACUGGACGAAGAGGAUACGGGACUGAUAUCUAUUGGAGAUUGGUGCAAAGCUAUGGAAAUGGCUACAGGACUUGAGUUGCCGUGGAGGAUGUUAAGAAAUAAAUUAGUUACGAUAGAUAAUGAAUCUCAAUUGGUCAUUUAUCGGACGACAUUUGAUAAUAUAGGAAAAACUAAUACAAACUCUGUCCAAGGAGUGCAAGGUUACUCAACUGUGGUCGAAACUUUGUACAAGAAUAGACAGAAUCUGGAAGCAAUAUUUCGAAUAAUAGACAAAGAUAAUUCUGGUUAUAUAAACAGGGAAGAAUUCCACGAGGCUUGUGAACUCAUAAAGGAAUAUUUACCGAAUUCCAAUAGCAUGGAACAACUAGAUGACAUAUGCCAAUUGAUGGAUUUGAAUAAGGACGGACUUGUUGAUCUCAACGAAUUUCUUGAAUCGUUCAGAAUGGUCGAUAAAGAUCGAAACAGAAACGACGAUUCCUUGGAGGAGAAAGAAACUCUACCAGAAGUCAAAGUAACAGAUAGUGGUAAAUCAACUGAUGAAGUUGUACCGAAGGAAGAGGCGCAGGCAGACGAAAAUGCGAAAAAAGAAAGUCCAGAUUCUGGAUCACCUAGUUCCUUACCUCUUUUCACAGUUUCUCCUUUGAGUUCUGCAUCUUUAGAAGUGGUGCUUUCAAAAGAAACCCCACAAGUUAAAACGAAUAAGUUAACCGAUUGUUGUAACCAGAAAAAAGAACAUGUACCUUUCACUCCAAGUGAUUCCAUUCAAUCUCUGAGUUACAUCGAACUCGUCGAAAAACCAGAUGUUAUACAGAAAUCGAACUCUUCCAGAGAACUAGCCGAUUCUGAUCUAGACACUGCGCCAAUAACGGAAAAAACAACGCAAAUCCAAUCUCCUGUAUUAAGUUCAAGGAGGGGAAGUCAGAUUUGAAUGUGUAUGCGAAAAAUAUUGAAAUUAAUUAAAAAAAAUAUUGAUUUA